This is a messenger RNA of Aedes aegypti (yellow fever mosquito), 2201 nucleotides long. RefSeq names its product zinc finger protein 620. Gene Ontology annotation, cellular component: nucleus. The record is from RefSeq and is a predicted model, not a curated record. Lineage: Eukaryota; Metazoa; Arthropoda; Insecta; Diptera; Culicidae. The transcript has 6 exons. Gene Ontology annotation, molecular function: DNA-binding transcription factor activity, RNA polymerase II-specific; zinc ion binding; RNA polymerase II transcription regulatory region sequence-specific DNA binding. The coding region runs from base 150 to 1721 and encodes 523 amino acids. Gene Ontology annotation, biological process: regulation of transcription by RNA polymerase II.
UAUUUGUGGAUGUAAUGUUUUUUGCAUGUUGUGUUGUCAUUUUUAGUGCAUUCAAGAAUUUUGUUUCAAUCGAUUUUAUAAAAAAAAACUAUUGUAUCUUGCUUAUCUAAAUAGGUGGGUGUUACUUAAAACCUUAGUGCAGUACACGUAUGCCUUUCUUUAAAACUAAAAAAAGUAAAGCAGCUCUGGCUAGGGCGGCAAAACAAAGGUUGAUUCACCAAUCUGAAUCUUCGCUAGCCAAUCAAACAGCUGAUCAUCAUAUUAUUGGCCACUCAACCCAGGAACACCACGAAAUGCUGGCGCAAGAAGAUUACGCGAUCCCUCCGGAAGUAAUCGUCGACAUCAAAGAGGAGGAACCUUCCGAACUUGAAACGAAUCCGUUCGUUGACGGGAUUCACACGGAGGAAAUCAAGGUGGAACUUGUGCAAUAUGCGGAAGCGAGAAUGGAUCCAAUCGGUGGGGGCCAGCAGCAGCAGCAGUAUGGUCCCGGUGGUGGAUCGGCUCGAUGUCGAUUCUGUUUGAGGCUGUUCCGCCACGAGUAUCGAAUGAAAGGAUCCAUCACGAAGAUGGUGAUCGAAUUCGUUUUGGGUGUGCAAACAGGGGGAUCGUCGGAUCAAGAGGAUCCCGUUUGUUGCAUUCAGUGCAGCAAUAUGUUCAGGAUGUUUUACGAUUUCAAGAAAUCGUGUUUGGCGGCAUUGACCCGAUUUGAUGCACACUUGUUGAUUGGCGUAAAGGAGAAGAAUUGGAAUAUGGUGGUAAGUCCUUCUGGAAGCAUGUCUCAAGAGGGGAUGACCGGAGAGUUAAGACAACAGCUACAAACAGAAGAAUCCACGCUUUGUGAAAUAUCGGCUCCCCAACAGCACUGGCAGACUGAUUUUUCAACUCCCGCAAACAUUGUUACUCCUGAUUUGGUGCCAGAGUCUUCAAAUGAUUUGGAUGUUUCAAAUAUUUCAAACGUGGAAAUGAUCGAAGAUGGUAUAUCAAAAGUGAACGAAAACAAUCCAUCGGGUCAGCAAUUCUCAAAUGAUAUUCAAUCGUCUUCAAAUGAGUUUGAUAAACCUUCGACAUCGGAAUCGAAUUCAGCGAUUGAUCAAGAGCAAAUUGAACAGCUCCAAAAUAACCAACGCAAGCAAUGCACUCGGUGUUGGAAAUUUUUCGAAACGGAAUUCAUCUAUAAGCAUCACAAACCGUUCUGCAUUAAGGCGCGGAGUAAGCCACAGUUUAUGACCUGUACUAUGUGUCCUGAGCAAUUCAAAACCGAACGGCAAUUGGAGCUCCAUAUGAACAGACACAACGGACUUCGAACGAUUCCCUGUCGGCGCGAGAACUGUACCAAAAAGUUUUUCACCAUCAAGACACGCUCCGAGCAUGAAAGCAUUUGUGGCCAAACCAAUCAACUGGUAUGCUUCAUUUGUGCAGCUGUGCUGAAAACGACGGGUACCCUUCGGGCACAUUUGGCUAACCAUGGGGAACCGUCCUUCGUUUGUACGCAGUGCAAUAAGGCUUUCCAUACGAACACCAAGCUGAAGAAGCACUACGCUGUUCAUUCCGAUGCACGGAACUUCGAGUGCGAAGUGUGUGGGAAGCGUUUCAAAUCGCACGAAGCCCACCGGGUCCAUCAACGGAUCCACACGCAGGAGAAGCCGUACGCUUGCCACAUCUGCGGGACGGCUUUCACGUACAACUGUUCGCUCAAAACGCACCUGGAGAAGGGCCAUUAGCCCCGGAAGCAUGUUGGGUGCGUGCACGUGCAAUGAGUAAUGAUUCCAGGGUAUCUUCCAGACGUUCCUACAGUCCAGAGCUCGUAUUCUUUCGUUUAUUCCAGGACGACGUCCAGUGAAUCGAAAGAUGGUAACAAAAAACGACGGAAAACUUUGUUACAAUCGCGAGAACCCAGAUCAUCGACAGCUUAGUGCUCAUAUUUCAAAAGACGUUCAUUAUAGGUAAGUAGAAAUCGACCUGUACCAGAACCAAGUUUUACUAGCAACGCACACGCCGGUUGAAGAUUGAAAAAUCGAUCAACUGAACAAUAUUUUUGAGACAGUUUGCUGAGAGAACGCAACCCGUGCAGUUGUGAAACAGUUUAUACCUCCUGAAUGCAGUGAUAAUUUAGCGGAAGUAUUUAUAAGUUGCUACUAAUUUUGUUGGCUGUGCAAAGUGAAUUCAGAAUAAAGUGAAACUGUUGAAAGUGUCCCACAAUA